Molecule: messenger RNA, 4575 nt
Organism: Bombus pyrosoma
Lineage: Eukaryota; Metazoa; Arthropoda; Insecta; Hymenoptera; Apidae
Exons: 8
Coding region: 367-1380 (337 amino acids)
Source: RefSeq, a predicted model, not a curated record
CUGAGUUGGCUUAGUGGUAGUAUUAAUCCGACCGUCGCGCUGUGGAGAUUUAAUCCGGAUUUAGAUCGCGAUGGCCAUGCAAUGAAUCCAUCUCAUCCUAUCCAAAAAUUUACAAAAGUGCUAUUAAGAAAUGUUUUUACCAUAAAGAGGAAAGAAGACGAAAACUUGGAACAUUCCAUUUAAUCGCCUAUAACUCGAAAAUUAAAAUACGUAAGGAUAUAUGUACUGUGCUCGCGCGUCGUUCCUUACUUAUUUCUGUAUGAAGGUUUAUUCCCUGAAGUAUUGAAAUGUAUGAAUCAGCCUGUAUGAAAUAACGUUCUAAAUAAUUUUUUAUUUUAUGACCUGUAAAUCUUAUUUUAGGUGAUCAUGAUUAACAGAUAUUGGUAUCGCAAUAUAUUUUUUGUACUAUCCUGUUUCUUUCUUCAGGUUCCGAGUUGCAUUCAUGUAAAUGGUCAUGGACGUUUAAUGGACCCACCUGCACGGAAUAGUAUGUGGCGUUUUGGAUAUCCGAAUCCUGUAAAUUACAAUGACAAUGAACUCUUCUGUGGAGGUUAUGCAGUGCAAUGGGUGGAGAAUAAAGGCCAGUGUGGAGUGUGCGGUGAUGCUUAUCACUUGAAAGAGCCGAGACCACACGAAGCGGGUGGCGAAUACGCAAAGGGCACUAUAGUUAGACAUUACACGGUUGGUCAGGAUAUCGACGUCGAGAUCGAGCUUACAGCCAACCAUUUAGGAAGAUUUGAAAUGUAUCUUUGUCCAAAUAACAAUCCAAGGCACGUAGCAAACCAAGAAUGCUUUGAUAGAUAUCCGUUAUAUAUAUCCGGAACCCGAGACGUCCGAUUUGAGAUACCUCCAGACACUGAAAGAAAAGCUAUAUUUCGGUAUAAGGUAACUUUACCACCGUAUGUUACCUGUACGCAGUGCGUGAUACAAUGGAACUAUUACACUGGUAAUAUGUGGGGCACCUGUGAAAAUGGAACCGAAGCUAACGGAUGUGGAAGACCAGAGACGUUUCGAAAUUGCGCUGAUGUGAGCAUCGUUACUAGCACAGCCGGAGUACCGCCGCUCUUUGUACAACAGGACAAUCCCUUUUUGCUCUAUUACAAAGACUAUCGUUCUCCAAAUAACAUAUUUCCGCUUGUCGUUAGAUCUCAGGUAUGCAUGUCCACUCUCCUUUAUCGGCGUAUACCAGGAAUGAAUGACUGGUGUCAAACCAACUGUCUUCGCUAUCCGCCAAAUUGCCCAGCAGCUAUUUGCCAAUGCCCGGAAUUGUGUGAUGCGAUCGGAGAUAUUGCUGGCAAAGACGGUGCAAGCGUUUAUUGCAUGGACAAGUGUUUAGUAUACCCUUCCAAUUGCCCCUCUCAACGUUGUCGCUGUUAUUAAGCAAAUUUCAGUUACGCGCAAACAAUUUGGUGCAUAAGGAAUUGUAUCGUGAAGCUUUAGCUCAUAUUCGACGAUUAACGAUUAACAAAAUGGUUGUAAUUCGAUAAUGUUUAUCAAUUUUGGAAAAAGAAAUAACUAGAACACCGUUAUGUCCAUAUUUGACGUUUAUUGUCAAAUGAGAAACUUGACUAGAUAAUUGUAAAUGAUGACGCAGAAAUGAUAUCUAUGUUGUAAUUUUAUCGACUUUGAGAAUGCUUUUACAUUUGAUUAUAUAUAGAAAAUAUGACUGAUAUCUAUCGAAAAACUGCCACACCGUCCACGGAAGCUAUUUCAUUUACUUUGUAACGAUCUAGUGUUAAUGCUUGAUAAUUCUAAUAAUCUCUUGAUAAUCUUUCCCACUUGUGUUUUACGCGACGAAUAAAUAUUUACAUAAUUUACAUGGUCCUGUUAUAUAAUAUUAUUGAAAAUAUACAUAAUAUUUAUUAGAAUAAGGAAUAAAAAAGAAAAAUUACUUGCUCCAUUACAAUAUUGUGCGUUAUCAUUAUCAUUAGUAUUGUUAGUUUCAUUUGUAUUUUUAUUAUUAUUCGUUUAUCUAGUAUUAAGUAAUUACACUCGUUAUGUAUGAAAUUACAAAUAUAUGACAUAUCCUAUAGGCAUGAUUGAAAAAACUUGUACGACUACUUUUAAGAUUAAUCUUUAUUUCGAAGAAGAGAUGAAAAGCUUGGAAACUUGUCACUACCCUCGAUUGUUCUCGAUAAAAAAGAUAAAAGAGGAGAUGUUAGGAAUAUUCAAGAGAACACAGACUUUAAUCUCACUAUAGUAUAUUUAGUAUUAGGACAUUCUAUUGACAGCUUAAAAUAUUACGCAUGUAUCACAUAUUAUAUAUGUAACGAAUAACAUCCUCUUUGCUUUUAUGUAUACGUGUGCAUAUGCGUGUAUACAUAUACGCAUACAUAUCUUCGUACGCGUAAAUGCAGUUACAUUUAACGAAACGAUCAUUUAUUUAAUUACAUGUCGCAAAUGUUCUCAAUGCAACACCUCCCUUCACGCGCAUUAUACGUAUAUUUGCGCGCUUGUGUACACAUCGCAUUGUGUCAACUGAAUUUCGAUUUUACAGUGAAAACUUGUAAUUCAUAUCGGCCUCGAUUAAUAUCAACAAUAUAUUUCGUCGAUUCAACACUGUACGUCUUUUUCCAGGUCUAUACAUUAUUAAUACUUUACAAAACUACAUAUAUACACUAAAGCCUUUUAUAUUCUCUAUAAUACGUCUUCAAGUGUCUAAAUAUGUAGUAACAUGUUUGAUCUGUUUCAUUCUUUUGCAUGUACUUUAAUAUAUAUGUAAUUGGAUUAGUAAUCGGAUAGUUAAUCAGUGAACAAUAGUGUGUUCAACGUAUUAAUAUAACUUUAAAACAAGUUGUGAUAGACGCACCGCAAGUCGCUAACACAACUUAUUUAAUAUAAGGGUCGUCAUACUUCGUUUUCCAUCGUUUACAUAUACAUUCUAAUAUCGUUUAAGCAACUAUCUAACGUCCACGAUUGACUUAGAAUGCAAUGAAACCCGUACUCGGAUUCUAUUCUCGAGAAACCAUUCUUCAUUCUAUUCUGCGUUAAUAUCCACAAUUUUUAUUAUUUCUCAAUUGUAGAAACUUUCGAAACCAAUACGUAUAUACACAGUUUCAUGCUGACAUCUAUUCGAUCGAUCCUUCCUUUACCUCUUGUUACUUCUAUUUUCAUUUUUCAUCACGAAUCCUUCUAAUUAUUAAGAUCAGUAUAGACAACACACUGUCCGUGAAAGGUUAUUUUUAAUCUUUCUUUGUCUAUACGCGAUGUACGUGUAAUUCAUUAUCAAGUACCACGACACGAAAACAAUCCUUAAAAUACAAAAACAUAUUGGAACGCGUUUCGAAUGCAAUCUUAUUCGAUCUCUUAAAAUUUCUCAAAGUUUCAUCCAUGUUUUGCGUUUCAUCGUUAAUAUUUCCAACUAAAAUUUCCUUUAAAUUAUUGUUAUAAAAAAAACGUGUAUUCUAUCCAAUUAAAACGAUCUUUUCCUUCGUAUCAAUGAUAAAAGAACAGCAUAUCGUUGAAUAAAUGUUAUCAGUGCGAUGAGAACGUCCCUACGCUAGUUUUUCAAUUCUAGUAACAAUAUAGUUUACUAGAUACACAUGUUUAGCACACUUGUUAAAAUGACGUGAAGAUGGAUCGAUCUAAUACAAAAUACAGAUGAAACAUCUCGGGACAUAUCAAGGAUCGCUGAAAUCUUGAAUCGAUCACCCCUUUUUUCACCUAUAUCGCUUAAUUAUCUUCUUCGUCCUUGUCGAUGUAUUCUUUUAUUAUUACUUUGCUUUAUUCUUUUUAUCAAAACGAUGAGACACAAUACUAGUUAUUCUAAAACUUAAUUAGUCUUAGAAUUCGCAACAUGCAUUUUCGAAGGAGGGGUGAGUUUCAGGUACAUUUUCAGUCUUUUCCUGGUAAACAUGGCUCAUUCUCAUCUAGUUGUCUAUCAGAUAUUAGAUAAUUGAGAGAGAAAUCGUCGCAAACUCUUAAACUUGGUAAUUUUUAUUUUACGGCUUUUACUUCCAAAUAUAUGUAUAUAUAUAUAGUUCCAAUAAUCGAUAAUUGAUAAUCGAAUCGAAUCGAAUCGAAUAAAUCUCUAUUUUCCGGUGAACGCCAAUUUCAUUUUCUUAAAUAACUCAUAAAAAAUAUUUACUGUUUGGGUCAGGUCUAGAUCAUGUCUGAGUCAGGCUUACCCGUAAAUUACGCUAUACUUUAAGUUAUAUUUGUACUAUUGGCGAAUCUAAAACUGGGGAAGAAACAAAAACCGACGAAACAAACAUGUGAUUGUUUCGCUUUGCACGUGAUUAAGAAAAUCGAAUUGUAAGUGAAUUUAAAUCGACUGGAGAUCAAGAUAAUUCCUUCGCUAGAGAUCCUAAUAGGAGAAAUCGCCAUUGUUUCGGCACGAUCGCUGUAUGUGUGCUGCAUGUGUGCUGUAUGUGAGAAUUGAAAAUAAGAGUACGAAAGUAAGAAUGAUUCCAAACUAAUGACACAUACACGAUGCAGGUGGCAACAUCCUUAACGUUCCAACAUGUUCGAUAAACGGCUUCUUCCUUUAACGCCUCUCACGAGGGCAUCGUUUUAUUUAACACUACGUGUUAAAUAAAAUACAACGAGCAACAUAAUCUACGCGGUAUGACCAAU